Peniophora sp. CBMAI 1063 is the source of this 1977-nucleotide messenger RNA. The record is from the annotation of a GenBank genome assembly. NCBI's taxonomy places the organism in Eukaryota, Fungi, Basidiomycota, Agaricomycetes, Russulales, Peniophoraceae.
AUGCAAUCUACGACACGACCUGAGAAGGCUCCCUCAAAAGCGCCGAUACCCUUGAGCUCUUCAUUUGAGGAACGCUAUGCUACCUUACAACAUAAGCUAGAUCGCCUACAGAAGGUUCAUUCAGAGGGCAAGAAAUCGCAAGAGUCAGAGCUUGUCACCACCAAAGCAUCUCUUGCUUCAGCGCAGAAGACGAACGCAGAACUUUCUUCACAAGUAGAGAAGCUCAAGAAACACGCCGACGCGCACGACGCUCGGAUGCAAGAACUCCGACGCGCAGCGCUCGCCGACCAGACUGAGCUCAAAGACUUGCGCGCCAAACUACGCCUAGUGGAGGCCGAACGCACCCAGCUUGCAUCGAAGACCGGCGAAGCAAGUGACGCGAAACGCGCUCUGCACAAGCUGGAAGCACAGCGGCGGGAGGAUCAGGUGGUAGCGGAGGCGCGGCGGAAGGAGGAGUUGCGAGAGCGUGACCGUCGCAUAGCCGAGCUGGAGAAGGCGCUGGGCGCUGAGAAGAAGCGCCGCGAGACCGCCGAAACUCGCGCGAGCGAACUCCGCGGCAAGUCGGACGGUCGGACGGAACAGGCGCGCAGCGAGGCGAAGUCGUUGGACGCCGAACUGAAGGCUGCGAAGGCCGAUACCGCCCGGGCUCAGCAAGAACUACAAACUGCAUUGGCACGUGUCGAGGACCUAUCUGGACAACUCGAAGGUCUUCGCUCUAUGCUCUCUCGCAUUACCGAAGCAUAUUCCACGCUCUCCGGCAAUACGGUCUCCUGUGCCACCCACACCCGUCUCCGUGACUCCCAUCUGGCCCUCGAACUCCGCAACUUCAGGCUGCAGAGGAAGCUAGCGAACUCUGAAGCACAGGUCAUUGAACUGGCUCAACUCAUCCGACAAGCGCACCACGACAAAACCCUUGCGCUGGAGUCUAUUCAUGACAUCGAAGUGGAGAGGGACUACUAUGCCUCCGCUUAUCACGACGCGACACAGGCGACGCUACCCGCAGAAGACGACGUAGAUGGUGCCGCCGACGCAACCAUUGACUCCCUUCGCCUCGACAAGGGUAUCGCAGACGCGGCCGCCUCUUCGUACCGCUCUCUGGCACAUUACUACUUUCUUCUCAACCGGGACCUCAUGACUGCGUACCGCAGCUCACUUGACGAGCUGUCAGAUGAGCAGGCGCAGACGGCAACCCGGGAGAAGACCUUGUCGAAGGAAACCGCCGCACGCGCAGAGCUGACACGAGAGAUGCAAGCCGUGCGCGAGGAGCUCUCAGCUGCCCGGGGCGAACAUGCAGAGGUUCAAACGCAGUUGCGAGAUGCGAGGGUGGAGCAGAGCGAGCUGGGAGACAAGCUGUCUGCUACCGAGCGAGAGAAACAGAAGGAGGCGGCCGCGCACCAGCAAGCUCUACGACGUGAGCAGGAAGCUGCGCAACGCCUCGCCAAUACCAUCAAGAUGCACAAGGCGGCCGAGGACGCAUUGCGAUCUGAGAUAUCCCAACUCUCCGAGGAGAUGGCCGACCUUGCACGGUAUCAGGAAGCGUACUACGCGCUAUCUGAUGAAGUCGGCUCCUUAGCCGCACGCAACGCGCUCGCCGAAGAUGAGGCAGAGCGUCUCAGCCAAUUCAACGCCGAGAUCCUCUCGCACAACAAUCCCGCGCAGAGGAUCAUGUACCUCGACCGUAUCCGGCGUGAACUUGCGGACACCAAGCAAGAACUUCUGGAGGAGAGGCGCGCCAAGGAGAGCGCGUUGACGCAGGGCGAUGAGCUUACGGCGGAGCUCGCGAUGUACAAGUCUGUCGCCGUCGUUGGACCAGGAAGCACUACGGACCGCCGUCCGAAGACGAACAUGACCCGAGUCGCACGGGUACCACUCGCGACCCAGAGCCUCAAUGGACAGUCGCAGCGCUCACGGACCGCAUCCGGUAUGAAGAACAUCUCGGAGGCUUACGAUGAUAUGACCCUGGACGAGAUACUGUAG